Neocloeon triangulifer is the source of this 2512-nucleotide messenger RNA. Its product is annotated as NF-kappa-B inhibitor cactus-like. Bases 375 to 1628 code for a protein of 417 amino acids. NCBI's taxonomy places the organism in Eukaryota, Metazoa, Arthropoda, Insecta, Ephemeroptera, Baetidae. The record is from RefSeq and is a predicted model, not a curated record. The transcript is spliced from 6 exons. Gene Ontology annotation, molecular function: protein binding.
UUCCCAUUAUACGGCGAGCCUCCAAGUACCGAGCACCUGUGCGCGUACAAAGGGCAAACCAAAGCCACCUGGGCAGCGCGCUUUCGGCCUUCAACCCCGCAAUCUCGUCGCACCCUCGACCCCGGGGUCGUGGCGCGCCCCCGAUCGGGCCCAGAGCAGCCACUUUGGACGCCAAACUCCGCCUCUCGCGGGUUUCCCCGAGAGCACCGCCGCGACGGGGAGCGCCCGCUCGCUCUCACUCGCAGCCAGCAGCAUUCACUCAGUUUACCAAUAAGUGCGAGCGGCUUAGAAUGGCGUCCGGUGCCUCCGUCUGAAGACCCCGAGCUUUUACCCUUUGCAAAUUCACAACCGCGGUGAACUCGAUCGCAGCAGCAAUGUCGUGGCGCAGCAAUUCGGCCGCUGCGAUGACCCAAGGUGCUGACGCGGGCAGUGGUGUGCUUUCAGACUGGUCUUCCAAAUGCGAGGACGAGGACAACCUGGACUCAGGACUGGUGGCCUCUGAGCAGUCGCUCACGUCUGAGCAGGGCCUCAGCGGCAAGAGGGACUCGGCCUUCCACGAGUCCGAGGAGAACUUGUUGUCCAGCGCCUCCUCCAUGCGGUACGACCACCAGGACUCCGGCCUCGGACUCCACGAGGGACUCAACGACCACUUCAGCGGGCUCAGCCUCAAGUCGCACCUCAACGACCUCAAUGCGCCCCCGUCGCCCACCAGCACCACCUUCACGCCGUCCUCGCCAACGGGGUCGUGCCAAAAGGUGCCCCUGUCGCCGCAGAAGGAAAUUCUACCUGAACCCCGAAAUUUGGGUCUGGACGAUCUUUACUUCGACCAGGAUGAGGAUGGAGACACAAAUUUGCACAUCGCCAUCAUUCAAGGCUUCAUUGAAGCUGUGUACAGCUUAAUUCGGAUGGCACCAGAUCCACAAUAUCUGGACAUACCAAACAACUACCACCAGACACCUCUUCACUUAGCUGUGUUGACGCAGCAAGAGCGAAUCGUUCGCGCCCUUUUGGUUGCCGGGGCCUCUCCAAAUUUGAGGGACCGAAACGGAAACACCGCCUUGCACCUGGCCAGCGAGCAGGGUUUCUCCAAAUGUGUUCACGCCCUUUUGCAGCCCAUUACUGUGGAGGAAAUGUCCACCUCGGGGCUUGUCUUCAACGCGCCAAGAUACAUUUCGAAGCAAGUGUUGCUUGAGGAGCAAAAUUAUGACGGUCAGCACUGUGUUCACUUGGCAGCCGCUGGCGACCAUGCAGAUGUAUUGAGACGUCUCGUGUGGGCAGGGGCCAACAUCAAUGCUAGAGAACUGAAAUGUGGGCGGACACCUUUGCACAUAGCGGCCGAGCGCAGCAAACGGAACGUGUGGGAGGCGAUUUUGAAGGACCACAACUGCAGUCAGCUGGUCGACUGUUCCCUGGAAACCUACUCGGGGUACACGGCCUACCAACUGGCCCUGUACGCCGACCGGAGCCUGGCCGCCGAGCUCUCCAAAAGGGGCUUCGCCAGCGCCCUGCCCGUUGACGACGAGUCCGACUCGGACGAUGACAUGAUUCUGGGUCAGCAACCUGUUGAGGGGUUCUUCGGAGGGUUCAACAACUUCCUAACCUCAAGUCGUCCAAUCAUGAGCGCCUAACUUGGAGGACGAACAAAGUGAUUUCGGGCAAAAGUAAUAGGGUCACAAUUGAUUAGGAAGAGGACAGUUUAGUUUUAAGGGGAGAUAAAUGCAUCGCUGAUGAAGUGAUACAGUGACCAAAAUAUUUUAUGUAAAUUGAACAGUAAGAUACACUGGCCAUUACUAAGUAAAAAGACUGUGUACCACAUAAUUGAUCGCAACAUGCAGUGAGUGUGACGGCGCGGAAACUUUUCAAACUGACUCGGAACGAACUUCGCGUGUCUCCGAUUUCCGAGUGUUGGCAAGAGAGGAACCGGAGGGCGUGAACGAACUUCUUGUACUUUUAAAAAUUAUAUAAUUUCUCUUGUAAAAUAUUACCUUGUUUUCGUCUCUGUUAUAGCAUAAUAUUAUGUAAACCAUGACACACACACUCGCAGAAGUUAUGAAUUAAAGAAAAAUAAUCGAAUGUGUUGCUCCAUUCACAGAAAAUAUGCGUUCGUUUGAUUUCCUACGUUUUCUAAAACAACAAAAGAUAGCAGCUUCUUCCUCUAUGCACUUAACAAAUCUCUUGGCCAGGAUAGAUUUCUCCGCUGUUUUGCUGAGCUGCAUGACUGCCGCUCUGUGGGAAUCCCCACCCACUUGCUGGCUACAUUCAGGGCUUCCCCAGCUCGCUCUGCCUUUCAUUGCAUUGCCAGCCCAGCCGAUACAACACCAAAUAUUCUGGAGAGCUUCGAUGCUCAGGCCCCCUUAGCAUAAUAUCCCGGCGGCAUCGACCGCCGGGUUUUGCCAGCAAAAAUCAGAGCCAUUUACUCGACCGUGGCCUCUCUCUCGAGCAACCACUCUUCGACAAAACCCAGAACGCAAUUAAAACUAGUAAUUUGAUAAAAAAAAAAAAAAAAAAAUAU